UGUUAUGUAGGUUUGAAAACGGAAAGCCAGGUGUAUCGGAUUUGUGUAGAGAAGGAGAUGCUCACAAUGGAGCAAAUAGAGGCAGCCAUGUACCAGAAGAUGAAGAAGUCGGACAGACUAAAUGAGGAGAAAAUGGAAGGAUUCACCAUGGAGGGAGGUCAGAGAGAGCAGAUCCUCCAGUGGUUCGUGGAGACUCAGGCCAUGUUCAUCCUGUCAGACGGAAACUUUCCACCGUGGUUCCAAGGCUUCAUCUCCAGGCAGGAAGCAGAAGAUCAGCUCAGAGACAGGGAUGUUGGAUGCUUCCUUAUCAGACUCAGCGAGAAAGCCAUUGGAUAUAUUCUUUCAUACAAAGGUCAGGAUCGUUGUCGGCAUUUUGUCAUAAAUCAAACGAAGACUGGCCUGUUUGUCGUUUCUGGUGAUUCCACCACUCAUAACAGCCUCGCAGAGCUGAUUGACCACUUUAAAAUCACACCGAUCCAGCCUUUUGGAGAGUACCUGACUUCAUACAGCACUGAGAUGGACGCCGUGGAAGAGGAUGAUGAAAAUGAGCUUUAUGAUGUGGUUCAAAAUACCCCUAUAGUUAAAUCAGGAGUGAGUGUUAAGGCUCUAACAAGUUUAUGGGAACAAGCUACCAGCUACCCACACAACAUGGCUCCUGUCCUGCCUUCUAAAAGCAACCGGAAGCUCACAACCUCCACCUCUAUUGACAGGAACAGCCUGUCUCAGGCAAUGAAAAUCCCACCUCUGCCAAAGAAAAACGCACCACUUCGGAAUUCCUUAAGUGCCAGUCUUCCUGGUACGAAUCCUUCACAUGAACAACACAGCAUUACAGAAUCACGGACAUCUGAGCACUACAGCUCUCAGUUAUGGCCUACCCACAAUGAAAACGAUCAGUCUUUAACUUCCAACUCUUAUAAUCCUAUGCCCUCCAUCCCUCAACAAUCUCCUUCAGCUCCAUUGAUAACAGCCUCCUGUUCUUACGCUGUUCUUGACCCUAAAAAAAUGCAUUCUGGAGCUGGUCGAAUGGCACAAACGGAAGAAACAGAACUACAGCCCAAUCCACUCUACCAGGCCUCAACUGUUGCGUAUGCUGGGCUGAAGAAUCAACCUGAGGUUGAGUACGACAACCGUGCAAAUCCCAAUGCCAACGCCCUUUUGGCAGAAAAUCUUUAUCAAGACGUACCUGAAGAGCGUGACUACAAUACCUAUGAACACAUACCUGAGAGCAACACCUACGAGGACAUCCCAGUGACGGUCAGCAACAUGUACGCAAGCCUAGAUGAGAUUCAGACUCAAACACCGAAUGCGUUGGGGAAGAAGAAUCAUAAGUGGUGGAAACUUCGUCUGGAGAACAAGAAGUGACCGUCAUCAUGAUAUUUGAAGGACGCCACAGUAACCCAUAAGCUGAGAAAAUAAUGUAUUGUAUUAUUGUUUGCAAAUCAUUUAACUUUGUAAUAUUCAUGUUGGACUGUACAUUAUAUAAAUAACUUCAGUGUGGCUUCACAACAUGAUGGAUAUCAUGCAAGGACAUUGGCACAAUGAGUUGAUUAUGAUUUUAAAAAUGUAUUUGAAUAACUACUCUGAUUGUAUCUAUUGUUAUCAUUGCACUUCCUGUUUUCCACUCAAUGCAGUUUCACCUUCGUGUAAAUACAGUCCAGCAGGUCCAUACCAUUUUUUCGAUGCAAUACAUGUCAUUAAUAUCCAGGCCUGCCUCCUUUUGUACCUUCUGGUCAACCCGCCUGCUCCUUCCUUCACUGAAGAUUGAAAACAUGUACACAGGUCAUAAAAAAGGAGAAAAAACAAGCUAAAAUCCUCCACCAGUCUUUU
Molecule: messenger RNA, 1827 nt
Organism: Danio aesculapii
Lineage: Eukaryota; Metazoa; Chordata; Actinopteri; Cypriniformes; Danionidae
Gene: sh2d7
Product: SH2 domain containing 7
Exons: 6
Coding region: 58-1362 (434 amino acids)
Cellular component (GO): cytoplasm
Source: RefSeq, a predicted model, not a curated record